Molecule: messenger RNA, 521 nt
Organism: Aaosphaeria arxii CBS 175.79
Lineage: Eukaryota; Fungi; Ascomycota; Dothideomycetes; Pleosporales
Exons: 3
Source: RefSeq, a predicted model, not a curated record
AUGCCGCUGCUACCAGUCGAACGCUCCGCGGAGUCAUUUCUCCUUGCUGAGACCCGGUUCCAAGUUGUACGCCAAGUUGGCGUUCUCAAGCAGGCUACGUCAAAUGAAGAAGUUGAAAGCUACGCCUCACUCACAGGUGCCCAACGUACGCCAUGCCAGAUCGCAAGCGAGAAGGCUCUCUUCACUAGAGUAGCGGUGGAGAAGGUUGUUGUCAAACUUCCACCGGCAGCGAAGAAAGGCAGACGCGGCAAAAGCGCCAAACAAGCCGACACCGUAAAGAUGUCUGAUAGGGCAGACAGAUCAGGACCUUACUACGAUCGCCCUCUGUUCGUGGAGGAGCGUGAUGACCAUUUCGCAAGAACCCGGUGCUCGUGGCUUCCAAAACGCGACGAGGGGCCUUUUCGUGGCCCAGACGACGCGCCUUAUCGAGAUACGAUGGGUUUCGUGGGUCCUGUAUAUGUGAACCCGCCCUCGUUCUGGAUGGCAAUGUUCAUACAGCCAGAUGAACUAAAUGAUGAGGA